Molecule: messenger RNA, 1122 nt
Organism: Penicillium argentinense
Lineage: Eukaryota; Fungi; Ascomycota; Eurotiomycetes; Eurotiales; Aspergillaceae
Product: zinc-dependent alcohol dehydrogenase family protein
Exons: 1
Coding region: 1-1122 (373 amino acids)
Molecular function (GO): oxidoreductase activity
Source: RefSeq, a predicted model, not a curated record
AUGUCGAACCCAGCAGUGACCCACCGCCGCGCCUUUCGACGAACCGAUAACUAUACCCCCGGCACGCCCAAGUUGAAGUUUGUCCAGGAGGCCAUGCCAGCUCUCGCCCCGACGGAUGUUUUGAUCAAGGUACACGCUGUAGCUCUCAACUAUCGUGACGCCAAUAUCGCAAACGGAGGAAACCCAUGGCCAGUUGUGCCUAAUGGAAUCUUAUGCAACGAUGCAGCGGGCGAAGUGAUUGCCGUUGGCGACAAAGUCAAGACUUUGGCUAUUGGCGACAGGGCUGGACCUAUCACCGACACCGAAAAUAUCUCGGGGCGCGAAGUGAAGCGAUCUUGGCUGGCAGCCGACGAAGAUGGGGUUAUGGCGGACCACGUAAUAUUUGACGAGAACGUUCUUUGCAAGCUUCCGGAGUAUCUCGAUUGGGUCGAGGCUGCUACUAUUCCUUGUGCUGGCGUGACUGCCUGGUCGGCCUUGAAGGGCAUGAGUAUAGGACAAACAGUGCUGAUCCAAGGUAUGCUUACCACUCGUCAAGCUUCGCAGUGGCCUCGAAGACAGGAAAAUGGCCCAUUUGCUUACAGUUACAUGUACAUAGGAACUGGUGGCGUGAGCGUGUUUGCACUCAAGCUCGCCCAGGCUGCUGGUCUUCGCAUUAUUCUAACGUCUUCGAGCGACACCAAGCUUCUACAGAUGAAAGAGAAAUAUCCGGCGAUUCUGACCAUCAACUACUCCAAGACACCAGACUGGGACCAAGAGGUUAUGAAGCUCACUGGGGGCGAGGGCGUCGAUAUUGUUGUCGAAAAUGGCGGAACCGGAUCAUUGGUCAAGAGCCUCCGGUGUACUCGGCGUGGUGGAAUUGUAAGCCAGGUUGGCUACCUUUCGAAGCAGAACCCGGAGGAUCUGCGGGAGCUGGUCCCGACAAUUAUCGAUCGACGAAUUAACCUGAGGGGCAUCAAUGCCGGCUCCAAGUUCGAUAUGGAAGACUUCUGUGCUGCUCUAUCAGCCGCUCAGUCACGACUUCAUGAUUUAGUUGAUAAGGUCUUCCCAUUCGAGCAAGCCGAGGAAGCUGUGGAAUAUGUUUGGCAGGGGAAACAGAUUGGCAAGAUUGUUCUUCAGCUGUGA